AUGGAAAUUCUCCGUCGGAGUUCCGGCGAUGACGAGAAGGGCUGCUGCCGUCGAAAAACAAGCUUGCUGGGGUUAGCGUUUUUCUGUGAUUUGCGAAAACUGUUUGGAAUUGCUGCGUCCUUGCGAGCGGGGCAAAACUGGCGGAGGCCGAUUCUGGGCGCACUUUGCUACUGGGCUCGUUGCCUGCUUGGAGGCGAUCGUCGGCGUGGUGUGCUACGACGCCUCAGAGAGGACCUGCUCGGCAAUCUGAGCAAAUGCCAGUGA
This is a messenger RNA of Gongylonema pulchrum, 264 nucleotides long. NCBI's taxonomy places the organism in Eukaryota, Metazoa, Nematoda, Chromadorea, Rhabditida, Gongylonematidae. The record is from the annotation of a GenBank genome assembly.